Molecule: messenger RNA, 1647 nt
Organism: Pichia membranifaciens NRRL Y-2026
Lineage: Eukaryota; Fungi; Ascomycota; Pichiomycetes; Pichiales; Pichiaceae
Exons: 1
Coding region: 1-1647 (548 amino acids)
Biological process (GO): transmembrane transport; carbohydrate transport
Cellular component (GO): plasma membrane
Molecular function (GO): carbohydrate:proton symporter activity
Source: RefSeq, a predicted model, not a curated record
AUGUCCUCGAGUUCCCUGUCUGAAAAGCCAGCAAACAACUUCGAGCACCUGAACUCUCCGGAGGAGGAGUCUUCAGACGAACAACACAACUACGAUGCCGCUGUUGCCGCACAGGCAAACGUCGUGCCAAACACAUCCAAAUCUAAGUAUGUUAUGCCAGCUUUCUUGUGCCUCAUGAUUGCUUUCGGUGGUUUCGUCUUUGGCUGGGAUACCGGUACGAUUUCCGGUUUUGUCAACAUGCCUGAGUUCCAGCACAGAUUUGGUCAGAUUGGGGGUAACGGCCAGUAUUACUUAUCCAAGGCCAGAACCGGAUUAAUGGUGUCCAUCUUCAACAUUGGUUGUGCCAUUGGUGGUGUCACCUUAGGUAAGACUGCAGACAUGUACGGUAGAAAAAAAGGUUUGAUGAUCACCAUGGUGGUUUAUAUUGUUGGUAUUAUCAUUCAAAUUGCUUCCGUCAAGUCCUGGGUCCAGUACUUCAUCGGUAGAAUUAUCUCCGGUUUAGGUGUUGGUGCCGUCUCCGUUUUGGCCCCUAUGUUCAUUUCAGAAACCUCUCCAAAGGCCAUCAGAGGGUCUUUGGUCUCCAUGUAUCAGUUGAUGAUUACGUUAGGUAUCUUCCUUGGUUACUGUACGACCUACGGUACCUACCACGGCUACGUGGACUCCAGACAAUGGAGAAUUCCAUUGGGUCUCUCUUUCGCAUGGGCCUUAUUGAUGAUUGUCGGUAUGGUUUUUACUCCUGAGUCUCCAAGAUACUUGAUUGAAGUUGGCAGAAUCGAGGAGGCUAAGGCUUCUCUCGCUAAGGUCAACAAGACUGAGGCCGAUAGUGACUUUGUCCUCAGCGAAUUAGACGUUUUGGUUGCUGCCAUCGAGCUUGAGCAAAGCGCAGGUAACGCUUCUUGGGGUGAACUUUUCACCGGUAAGCCAAAGAUCUUCUACAGAUUGAUGGUUGGUGUCUUCUUGCAAUCUCUGCAACAAUUGUCAGGUGACAACUACUUUUUUUACUACGGUACUACUAUUUUCAAGUCUGUCGGUUUGGAGGAUUCCUUUGAAACCUCCAUGGUCUUGGGUGUCAUCAACUUUGCCUCCACUUUCCUGGCUCUAUGGGUUGUCGACCAUUUUGGUAGAAGAAAGACGUUGAUGGGUGGUUCCGCCGGUAUGCUAGUCUGUUUGGUCAUUUUCGCCUCCAUUGGUGUCAAGGACUUGUACAUUGACGGUUAUGAUGGUGAAGCAAGAAAACCAGUUGGUAAUGCCAUGAUUUUCUUGGCAUGUUUCUUCAUCUUCUUCUUUGCCACCACUUGGGGUCCAUGCGUUUUCGUUGUUGUCUCCGAAACCUACCCAUUGAGAAUUAGAUCUAAGGGUAUGGCCAUUGCUUCUGCAGCUAAUUGGAUCUGGGGUUUCUUGAUUGCAUUCUUCACUCCCUUCAUCACUAACGCUAUUCACUUCGCUUACGGUUACGUGUUCUUUGGCUGUGUCCUAUUUUCCUUCUUCUUUGUCUUUGCCUUUGUUCCAGAAACUAAGGGUCUCAGCUUGGAAGAUGUCGAUGAAUUGUACACAAAUUACACUCCAGGUUUGGCAUUCAUGAACUCUUUCAGGAAAGAAAAGUUGGAAGAAAAGCAUGCUGAUUUGGAUAACUCGCCAAACGUUUAA